GCCGUCGUGGGGUAGUUACGUCGUGAAUUGUAAUUCUGUUACUAAUCCGCACCGGUCCCUAUUGAGCCGGCACACGCAAUUUUUGAGGAUAAUAAUAAUCGUACCGAUUAAAUUCAGUGUCAAGUUAUUUUAUGUUUGUGGAGACUUAUAAAACUAAUUAGAUUUUUCGUAGUGCAACAGUGGUUUGCGAUCUACGUGCCUGCAUUUCUUUAGUGUGUGAGCUCGCUGAGGUGUGAAAAGAUCACAAUGAACGGUCUGAACGGUCACAACAACGGCGACAUGAACGGAGCCGGGGACAUCAUCACGCAGAACCAGCAGCGGGGCUGGUGGACCAUCGGGCUGAUCAACUCCCGGUACAGAUACCUCACCGCGGAGACCUUCGGUUUCAAGAUCAACGCUAACGGCACAAGCCUCAAGAAGAAGCAGAUCUGGACCCUGGAACCGGCUUCUGGCAAUGUUAAUGAUACUAUGAUCUACCUGCGGUCCCACCUGGACAAAUACCUCGCAGUGGACUCUUUCGGGAACGUCACCUGCGAGUCUGAUGAGAAGGAACCCGGCAGCAAGUUCCAGAUCAGCGUGUCUGACGACAACAGCGGCCGCUGGGCGCUGCGGAACGUGGAGAGAGGCUACUUCCUCGGCUCCAGCCAGGACAAGCUGACCUGCACUGCCAAGGUGCCAGGGGACGCUGAGCUGUGGCAUGUUCAUCUCGCUGCCAGGCCGCAAGUGAACCUGCGUUCUAUCGGUCGCAAGCGGUUCGCCCACCUGUCUGAAUCCCUGGACGAGAUCCACGUGGACGCCAACGUGCCCUGGGGCGAGGACACCCUCUUCACCCUGGAGUUCAGGGCUGAUGAAGGCGGGAAGUACGCCCUGCAUACUUGCAAUAACAAGUACUUGAGCGCUGGUGGAAAGCUUUUCGACACCUGCACCCCAGCGUGCCUCUUCAACGCGGAAUACCACUCCGGAGCCCUAGCGCUGCGAGACAGCGCCGGCGCCUACCUCGCGCCCAUCGGCUCCAAGGCUGUCCUGAAGACCCGCUCCACAGCUGUCACCAGGGACGAGCUGUUCUCAUUGGAAGACAGUCUCCCGCAGGCGGCAUUCGUCGCCGCGUUGAACGAUAAAUACGUGUCAGUUAAACAAGGCGUGGACGUGACCGCUAACCAGGAUGAGAUCUCCUCCCACGAGACCUUCCAACUGGAGUUCGACUGGGCCACCAGGCGCUGGUACAUCCGCACCAUGCAGGACCGCUACUGGACCCUGGAGACUGGAGGUGGAAUACAGGCUAGCGGGGACAACAAGUCCUCAAACGCGUUGUUCGAGUUGGAGUGGCAGGGCGACGGCGCGGUGGCCUUCCGCGCCAACAACGGCAAGUACCUGACCACCAAGCGUUCGGGACACUUGUACGCCAACGCGGACUCCAUCGAUGACAACUGCAAAUAUUACUUCUAUCUUAUCAACAGACCCAUCCUAGUGCUGAAAUGCGAGCAGGGCUUCGUAGGGCCCAAAGGAGUGCGGCUGGAGUGCAACAAGGCUAACUAUGAGACUAUUCAGGUUGUACGCGGGCCCAAGGGAGCUGUUUACUUCAAAGGACAUAACGGCAAAUACUGGCACGCGGACAGCGAGAGCGUGACGUGCGACUCCGACACCCCCCAAGGGUUCCACCUGGAGCUGCGGGAGCCCACCAGGCUGGCCAUCCGCGCCGCCGCCUCCAGAGAGUACCUGGCCGCAGCCAAGAACGGAAACUUCCGUUUAGUCGGCACCGAUCUUAGCACCGCCACGCAUUGGGAAUACUAGACACGCAAAAUAUUCUGCGUUUGGACAUACGAGUACAGUAAUUUGCUACUACACUUUUGAUAAUAGAUGAGUGCCAAAAUGGCAUGAUAACUAAAUAAGUUUAACACCUCUUGGUAUGUUCAAACGCUUCAAAUGAAUCUCCAAGUCUCGUUCACAAUACUCUUCCAAUAGCAACCGAUUCACUUUAUAUUGGCGUGCGACUUAAUUAUAUCGAUUCCAUAGCGGAUAUGACCGCGCGUGACGCCAUUUUGAUCUUCUAGCCGCCAUUGCGUGAACCGUAAAAUGGCGGCCGCCGAACGACCCAAUCAGCUGAUUCUGGCGGGAAUCCGCUGCCAAUGGAUACAUAAUAGAAAAAGAGGAAUGUUAGUCAAUGUAAAGAGGCAUUGGCGAAUUACAUUCUGCAGAAAAAAAAUGUUAUCAGUGACGUCACGCGGGGCUCGCCCGGUUUUGCAUUUAGUACGGUUAAGGUGUAUAUCGCGUGAGUGCGCGAAUGUGAUCAUAUGGAAAUAUCGCUUCUCCUUAAUAUUAUUAUUAUGAUAAUCAUAGAUUAUUUUCUUAUUGGUAGAUCUGCCCAUUUAUUGCUUGUUUCGAAUUAUAUUUUUUUUAAUAUUAUGUGACCGUCGCGCGUAAUGCUUGAAAUUAUUUAUUUUUAGAUUUACGGUAUCGAUAUGAAUUAUCGAGGACAUUAUUGGAAUUUUUGAGAAUAUUUAUUGGAUAUUGUAGUGUCUAGUCGAUGGGUUUUAUACAUUUUUACCAACUCAGCGCUGCGUGGGUUUAAGACUGAAGCCUACAGCGGUAAAAUUUAUAGUAAAUUCACAUAAUUUAAGUUAACAGGGAUGCCGCAAUACCAGACGACUGCCUCGUUGCUCAAUGUUGAACGGAGUCUGGCCUAUAACUAGUUAAGUAAGCUAGUUUAGUUGUAAGUACCGUGUAGGAUAGGCUUAUGAGACUCUGCUUCCGGUCGUACAGUCCGUGCUUUUUAUAUUAUCGACAUUUUGUAACCUUUUUACAUGACCUGGUGCGUAUGUAUCUUGUAUAUAAGUCACUUCGGACCGGAUGGCUCGUGGGAAGCGACUCUCGUAUGUUUUACGACGAACAAAAUGUUAUUAAGUGUUUGUACUGCAAUUCUGCCCCGGAAAUUAAUAUUUGUACGAUAAUGUCUUUGUAAACUAUUAAUGAAUAAAUUAUAAUCAUAUUGUACGUC
Messenger RNA from Amyelois transitella, 2995 nucleotides. RefSeq names its product protein singed (gene singed). The record is from RefSeq and is a predicted model, not a curated record. Gene Ontology annotation, molecular function: protein-macromolecule adaptor activity; actin filament binding. Bases 247 to 1791 code for a protein of 514 amino acids. Lineage: Eukaryota; Metazoa; Arthropoda; Insecta; Lepidoptera; Pyralidae. The transcript is spliced from 10 exons. Gene Ontology annotation, biological process: actin filament bundle assembly; cell migration; establishment or maintenance of cell polarity. Gene Ontology annotation, cellular component: cytoplasm; actin cytoskeleton.